CCCAGCGCGCAAGGUAGCGGUGACACACGUCCCCCCUCCUCCGAACGCGAGUUGGUAGCGUCCGUGACGAAGUUAGCUUGAUCCUCCCACGCGCGCCUCCUUCCUCGCCGCCGCUGCGCCCUCUCGGUGCCGCUGACUCUCACGUGCGGGUAGCCCACCCCGCAUCCUCGUCUUGCCUCGCUCGCAUAAGGAAGUGGCCGUAUUUCCUUCGCCUUCACCCAGGCAACGGGGGGCAAAUCGGCCAGGCCCGCCCGCUGACGUCACCUCAUAGCCCCGCCCCCUCUAGGGUCCCAGGCCCUGGCGGCGGGGGUUGCCCGGGGGGGUGGGGGGGGAGUCAGUUGAGGCGGCGGGAGCUCGGCGGAGGGUGGGCCAGGUGACUGGUCCAGGCCAUGCCGAGAAAGAAGCCCUUCAGCGUGAAGCAAAAGAAGAAGCAGUUGCAGGACAAGCGGGAGCGGAAGCGAGGGCUCCAAGAUGGGCUGCGAUCCAGUUCCAACAGCCGCAGCGGGAGCAGGGAGCGGCGGGAGGAGCAGACCGACACCUCGGACGGAGAAUCUGUGACCCAUCAUAUCCGCAGGCUCAACCAGCAGCCUUCCCAGGGGCUGGGUCCUCGAAGCUAUGACCCAAAUCGAUACCGGCUGCAUUUUGAGCGAGAUAGCCGGGAGGAGGUGGAAAGGAGAAAGAGGGCAGCCCGCGAGCAAGUGCUACAGCCGGUCAGUGCUGAGCUGCUGGAGCUGGACAUCCGGGAGGUCUAUCAGCCUGGCUCAGUCCUGGACUUUCCCCGACGUCCUCCUUGGAGCUAUGAGAUGUCCAAAGAGCAGCUAAUGAGCCAGGAGGAACGGAGCUUCCAGGAGUAUCUUGGGAAGAUUCAUGGGUCUUACACCUCUGAGAAACUCAGCUACUUUGAGCAUAAUCUGGAGACAUGGCGGCAGCUGUGGCGUGUGUUGGAGAUGUCUGACAUUGUCUUGCUUAUCACUGAUACCCGACAUCCAGUUGUGAAUUUCCCACCAGCACUUUACGAGUAUGUGACUGGAGAACUUGGAUUGGCCUUGAUCUUGGUCCUGAACAAGGUGGAUCUAGCCCCACCGGCUCUCGUGGUUGCCUGGAAGCAUUAUUUUCACCAACACUAUCCCCAGCUCCACAUAGUCCUUUUUACCUCUUUCCCUCGGGACCCCCGCACCCCACAGGAUCCUAGUAGCGUGUUGAAGAAGAGUCGGAGGCGGGGGAGAGGAUGGACUCGGGCCCUGGGGCCGGAGCAGUUGCUGAGAGCCUGUGAAGCCAUCACUGCAGGGAAAGUGGACUUGAGCAGCUGGCGGGAGAAGAUUGCCCGAGAUGUGGCAGGGGCCACGUGGGGAAACGGCUCUGGGGAGGAGGAUGAAGAAGAGGAUGGACCUGCCGUCCUGGUGGAGCAGCAGACUGACUCAGCGAUGGAGCCCGCCGGCCCGACCCGGGAACGCUACAAAGAUGGGGUGGUGACCAUUGGCUGUGUGGGUUUCCCCAAUGUGGGCAAGUCUUCUCUGAUCAACGGGCUGGUGGGCAGGAAGGUUGUGAGUGUCUCCAGAACUCCCGGCCACACCAGAUAUUUUCAGACCUACUUUCUCACCCCCUCUGUGAAGCUCUGUGACUGCCCUGGCCUCAUAUUCCCAUCCCUUCUGCCCAGGCAGUUACAGGUUCUGGCAGGGAUCUACCCCAUUGCCCAAAUCCAGGAGCCAUACACUGCCGUGGGCUACCUGGCCACUCGAAUCCCUGUGCAGGUCCUGCUCCACCUGCGCCACCCAGAGGCCAAGGAUCCCUCAGCGGAACACCCCUGGUGUGCCUGGGACAUCUGUGAAGCCUGGGCAGAGAAGCGUGGUUAUAAGACAGCUAAGGCAGCGCGGAACGAUGUGUACAGAGCAGCCAAUAGCCUCCUACGGCUGGCAGUGGACGGGCGCCUCAGCCUGUGUUUUCAUCCCCCGGGCUACAGUGAACAGAAAGGCACCUGGGAGUCCCAUCCGGAGACCACAGAGCUGGUGGUUUUGCAGGGCAGGGUGGGGCCAGCAGGUGACGAGGAGGAGGAGGAAGAAGAAGAGCUGAGCAGCUCCUGUGAGGAGGAGGGAGAGGAGGACCGGGAUGCGGACGAGGAGGGGGAAGGGGAUGAGGACACCCCAACUUCAGCUCCAGGGUCCGGCCUGGCUGCCCGAAACCCUUACGCCCUACUGGGAGAGGACGAGUGCUGAGUCCCUGCCCUGCUCCACCUGCUCCCCCCAGCGUCUCUGCUUCUGGACUGACCUGGGGGUACCUCCCCUCUGCUGCCCCAGUUGUGAAUAAAGAUUGUCUGCUUUGUAGCCCCUUCCCCGAAUGGACUGAGGUGAGAGCGGCUGUUUUAGCCACCAGCUGCAGGAGGCCUCUCUCCUCUCCUUUCUUUCCCCUCUUGGGGAAGGAAGAGUUCUCUUAGGGGUUAAUUCACUGGGUUGUAAGGCCCUGAAGUCCACUGUCUCUGCUCACUCUCCCACUCUGCACCGUAUGAAUCCCAUUAUCAACAUGGGGAGGGGAAGUCACUUCAGGCUUUGAGGCCUGGUCUGAAUCCAACCCUCUUUCGGAGUUUGUGCCAUUCCUUCUCUCUUGUGUGCCCCCCUGCUGCUAGACCUGUGUCUACUAAGGUCUACUAGUAAGGAGCUUUUUGGAGCAGAAGUGAUAAGAGGUGGGACAAGCUGAUGUCUCCAUGUGAGCUUUUUAUAGGAUUUAUUCAAAUUUAACAAAUACUUAUGAAGGACCGACCGUGUGUCUGGAUCUCUGCUAAGCACUGAGCAUAUAAAGAUGCGCAGACAGGGCCUGACCUAAAUGUGCAUGCAGCCUGGCCAUGAUUAAGACCCCGUUCUCAGGCACCCAAGUUUUUGGAUUAAGAAGGGUGUGUGAUAUUCUCCAAAUCUUUGGGGCUCAUACACUAUAAUUUUAGGACUUCCUGUUGAUAGAAAUUUUUAGUUAAGACAACGUUUGUGAAAAUGGUGAUUAAAUGUGUACAAGUAGCAUCUUAAUUACUGGCAAACAACUAGUGUGCACAUUUAUGAUUUAAGCAGACCAGCCCCUUAAGUACAGUGUUAAGCUUUAUUAUUUAAAGGCCCAUAUGCACUAAAGGUCUAUGAGAUUCAUAGGAGAGGGCACAGAGCCAGUGGUUUGUUUUUUGUUGG
Molecule: messenger RNA, 3164 nt
Organism: Zalophus californianus (California sea lion)
Lineage: Eukaryota; Metazoa; Chordata; Mammalia; Carnivora; Otariidae
Gene: GNL1
Product: G protein nucleolar 1 (putative)
Exons: 12
Coding region: 390-2213 (607 amino acids)
Molecular function (GO): GTPase activity; GTP binding
Source: RefSeq, a predicted model, not a curated record